This is a messenger RNA of Mesocestoides corti, 519 nucleotides long. Lineage: Eukaryota; Metazoa; Platyhelminthes; Cestoda; Cyclophyllidea; Mesocestoididae. The record is from the annotation of a GenBank genome assembly.
AUGCCAUGUGCGAGACUCAUAUUCCUCAAAAUAAUCUUUGGUUUAUCUUUUACUUUAGUGGAUGAUGUUAAGGAGCCGGGAUUUGGCAUUCUGCUUGACAAAAGCCGCUUGCGAACGCCCGGUGGGAAUGUCUUCUGUGUUCCUCACGAGGGUCUUGCUUUUGCUGUUGCACAUGAAUGGGAAUCACAAGUGGACGUAAUAGAGAAAUAUACAAUGCCUUUAACUACGCUAUGCUACCAUGUCAUUGACAAUCCAACCGAACGAUCUAAGGAGGCCAUUGUUCAAGGCAUAAUGGAGUUUGCAGAUACUGAUACAAUUUGUUUUCGAGUCGAAAGCCCAGAGGAGUUGCUUUCUGAACAGAACUCGGAGUGGGAUCCUGUGUUGGAUUUCAUCGAGAAGAAGUACAACUUUCGGCCCCCCGUCACCUCCGGUUUCUCCCUCACCCCUCUCUCUCCGGGCUCCCGCGAAUUGAUUUCACGGCACCUACUUGCCUACAAUCGAUGGGGCCUUGUCGGUUAG